CUUUGUGUUUAUUUUUUGUUUAAGAAUAAGGACCGUCGCCGUCCUGUGACACCUCAUUGCGUGCCCUCCUCACUGCUCUAAUGCCAGCUGAUACUUUCUGCUUUCCUCAUAUCCUGCCUACCUCAGGAUGGCAUCAGCUGUUCUCUGCGAUGGAUGCCAACACGGAGGAGUCCCCUGCACUACGUGCUGACGGCAGCAGGCACUGUUGGUAGCUGGGGAAGUGCUGCACUCCAUAUUUUGCAAACAUUGCUGCUUUUUUUUUAAUUUUAUUUUUUUAAGGAUCGUUAAAGGGACUUGAGCUGUGCCCUUAGGUGACAUUAGACUGCCCUGUAAUGAUGGAGCUGUUGGCUUGUCCAUGCUGCCAGCACCCUCUAUGGGACCCUGUGACUGUCCCCUGUGGGCACACUUUCUGUAAGAGGUGCCUGCAAGGAGCAGCCAGGGGCAGAUGCCAGGUCUGCAGAACCAAGCUGAAGAUCUCAGGGGAGCAGGAGCUCAGAUGUAACACCCUGCUGUCCGAUCUGCUGGACAAGUGCCUGGACCCCCACACCAAAAUCAACAGGAUCACAAGGGACCUCCGCCAUCUCAUCGCCCAGCAGAAGUACGAAGAGGCUGGGAAGGUGGCCUGCAAGGCUGUUACCCUGGCGCCUCAGGACGUUCCUUUAAGAAUACUUCGUUCCCAGGUAUAUGUGUCUUUAAAACAGUUCCCCGAAUCUUUGCGAGAAGCAGACGUGAUCUGUAAUUUGCAGCCUCAGGACCCAGAUGGUUUCUACAGAAAAGGAGUGGCUUUACUCAACAUGGAAAAGAAAGAAGAGGCUCUCAUUCAUUUCCAGCACUGCAUGAAACUGAGGCCGCAAUUCCCUGAAGCCCGUCAGGAAAUUGAACAGAUGCUGAAAGAUUUUGGUUGCCCUGUGCCUUCUUCUCUGGCUGAUCUACUGCAUGAGGUGUCUCAAUACUUGAAGUUGUCCUCUGUGGACAUUACUGCUAAUGUGAUCCCCGUCCACACCAGCAGUAUAGAUGUAAAGCUUGAAGACAAUGAAAAGACCUCCCUCACAGAGCCCCCUGGUAAUGGAAUGACAAAGUCAGCUGACAUAAACCAGGAGCAGGGAAAGAGGAAGGAGCCAGAUGAGCCGGCCCCCCCAGAAACUUACAGACUAAGUAAGCAUUUCAAAUUAACAGAUCAUGAAGAAGAUGGUACUCAGAAAAUCUGCCCCUAUCCAUCCCUAAAAGACCUGCUGAGUCUUUCUGAUGUGGAAUGUUCCCUUUGUAUUAGGAUGUUUUUGGAGCCAGUCACCACACCAUGUGGCCACACCUUCUGCAAGGAGUGCCUGUUACGCUGCCUGGACCACCAGCCCUACUGCCCAUUGUGCAAGCAGAGCUUACGAGAGUACUUGAGAGUGGGCGGUUAUGCUGUCACUGCUCUUCUGAUGAACCUCAUGGAAACCAUAUUUCCUUCUGAGAUGGCUGACAGAAAGCAAGUUCAUCUUACAGAGAUUGCUGAGCUGUCUAACCUGGUCAGCAAUGUGCCAAUCUUUGUGUGCACGGUGGCCUUUCCUGGAGUACCCUGUCCUCUCCAUGUUUUUGAACCACGUUAUCGCCUCAUGAUGCGUCGAUGCCUUGAAACUGGGACCAAAAGCUUUGGCAUGUGCCUUUAUGAGAGUGGGAAGAGCUUUGCAGACUAUGGUUGCAUGUUGGAGAUCUUGCACUUGGACUAUUUGCCUGAUGGCCGAUCACUGGUGGAGACAAUUGGCAAGAGACGUUUCCGUGUGCUGCAGAGAGGUCAGUUGGAUGGUUAUCACAAAGCGGAGAUAGAGUACCUGUCAGACAUGAAGGUGGAGGGAGAAGAGCUGGAUGAGCUGCAGAGAUUACAUGACAUGGUAUACCAACAACUGGAGGAAUGCUUCUCACAGCAGAGAGGGAGUCUGCCCCGACGUAUCUUCAUGCAUCACACCAGCCCACCUCCAAAGGAAGACAGCAUACAGGCAUCUCCAGAUGGUCCGUUCUGGUGUUGGUGGCUCUUGUCCGUCUUGCCCUUGGAUCCAGUCUAUCAGACGCUAAUUAUUUCCAUGACUUCAUUAAAGGAGAGGCUUUUCCAUCUGAAGCACAUAUUAUCUGUCUUCCUCCAGAGUCCCUCCUAAGCUCCUAAAGGAUUCUAUGCCAUAAUGAGUAUAAUUUAAGAAGAAAUAAAGCAUACACUUUCGAAUUUUGCACCAUCCGUCCAUAAGGGAUAACCUUUGCUCAGUUGACAUUGCUGCUUUUACUCUCCAAGUAAUGGUAAUUUAGUACAAGAACAAUGUUUUCACUGGAACCUUAUUGGUCAUCAAAUAUGUAAUAUCCCCAAAACCUUCAGAUAAGGGUUGAUAACCCUUAAGUAAUGGAUAUACUUAUUGAUUCAGUGGCUUUACAAUUUAGCUAGAAUUUUUUCUUGUAUUUGCCUCAGUGGAAACUAUAUAUGUUAUUAAGGUGUUCUAAUUUUUUUUCUGUUCUUCUACUUUUUUGAACUUGGCUUCUGCCAUCUUGCUCACUCUUUCUAUUGUCUUUUUGUCUGCAAAUCAUUGGCCAAACUUCUCAACAAUGAUUUUACAAUGCUACAGCUGCCUUUCACAUAAUUUAAUUGUGUAUUUUAUUUAGUUUGUGUAUUUAUUCUUGAAAUUUAUUGACAGACCCUAGCAUAUGUAGCUCUUAGUAAGUUUUGCUACAAGGGAAGUGAGAUUUUCUAAGUGCAGUUCGGCACUACCUUAAUCAGUGAACAUGUUCUUGCAGUAGUGUCUAGUUGGCACUCUUGCACUUUAUUAUAAACAGCCAUUUUUUUCUAAUUUUAUCAAUUAAAAAUACUUGUUGUAAAUUGUAUGUUUGAUGUAUAUCUUGAAAUUAACAGGGUAACUUUUGGAUAUAAAAGAAUAUAUUGUAUUUAAAAUAUUGCCAAAUGAUAGUGGAGCAGAUAAAGUGACUCUUUAAAGAGUCACUUAGCUUCCCUCUCUCCCCAGUAGCAUAUAUACUGUCCACUCUUAGCUCACUUGCCGCUCCAUUCGGCACCAACGGGUAUGGAUGAAGGUGUGAUUUACUCAUGCUUUUCCAUGUGCCAGCGAUAGGUGUCUUCUGAUUGGCCCAGUGCUGUCACACGGGGCAGGGAAAGGAAUCUAUAGGCCUGUGUAAGUUCUGACAAAUCAGGCGGUUAUCCAGAACUUUUUUUCUGCCUUUGGUGCCAAAACAGAGCGACACGGAUAUGAGGAUGGUUAUUAUAUGCUGCUGGGAUUGGGGCGUUAAGCAAUUCUUUUACUUUCCCCUGCAUGGGUAAAGGAAAGGGUCACUUUAGAAAGGACAUGAAAGUUUUGCCCAAAGCAACCAAUCAUCCUGAACUUUGGCAUCUGCCAGCUGUUUAUGAGUUACUAUUUAACAGUCCUAAACAUGUGAACUAACCUAUAAUGUUAGGAGCCUCAUGCUCAGCAUGUCUAGCUGUCACUAGGGGGCACAGAACAUAGCCCCCCCAGCUCAGACUAUCCUUUCGGCUUCAGAAAUGGAGACAGAACUGUUAAUCAUUUUUCUAUUCGGAUCUUUAACAGCUCUGUCUCUAGAUACUAUAUACAAGUUUUAUGUAGAAUGGAGUUCAGGGUAAAGCUGUUUUUUACUUGUGUAUGGAGCCUGGCGGGCUGAAUUACACGCUUGCUGCUUACAUGUUUUGGAACCCUAUGAGUGGAAUUGCUUUGGCCAACAAUACCAGUCUCACUCCUCAAGCUGCAUGGCAGGAGUGUCAUGCUUUCUACUGAAGUUAACAGAUAAAAUUAUCCCUUUGCUUUCUCCUUCUGUCAGAAUUAUCCUUAUCAGCAUAUUUGAUUUUUAUGCAACACUCCUGAUUGGCCUUGACUACCACCCUACCCUCUCCCAGUGUGAGCACAGCAAUAAGGCUGACCAUAGGGUUGGAGGAAAGAAAUUUGCAUGAUUCCCCCAUCAACACAGACAGGGUCUUCUCCGGGCAGGAGGGCAGGCAGGGGAAGACAGUGAUUAUCGCUAGCGUCUCGAUCAACGUGGUACAUUCAGCGUUUCCAUUAAUGGUGAACCGGCUGAGCUUCGAAUGGUCUAUGGACAGCCUAAAGUAGAUUACAAGAGGUUAAUACCUUAGGCCUCUGUGGAAGACAAUGAGAAGUGGCACACCAACAACACAGCCCAGUCAUCAUGUAGUCAGUUAUGACCUCAAUGACUAAGCCAGUGGGAGGGUGAAACACGUCAAAGGGGCAUGGCUUUCGUAACAGACAGGCUGAAGCCAAUUCUCUCUACAUGGUGACUGUGCUGUAUUGGCAUGCAGCUUCUCAUUGUCUUCCACAGACUCUUUUAGUGGACUAAGAAAGCCCCUUGAAUGCCAGCACCCAACAGCCAUGGAAUCACUGGGCUGCUGUAAGUUGGCGCUUGCAGUGGCGCUCUCUAAAAGGGCAUGAAUUGUACUUGCCUUACUCCAGCUUCAACAAUGCAGAGGGGGACAUUAUUACAUAUUUUCAAGGUAGAUGGAUAGACAUAUAUAGCAGGCACUAUGCAGGUGACACAUCUGUCAAACUACAGAUCACUUAACAGUACUAUGUGUGUGCCAUUCAGUAUAGGACUUCUCCACUCAACAUGCUGCUGAUGACUCUCCCAGUCUGUACUGUAAUUCUAAGGCACUGCACAUCUAGUAUGCCAUAUCCAUUUAUUUUGUGGGUGUUUUGUAAAGGCUUAAAAAUGUAUAGCUAUGUUUGUUAUCUAAAUGGUCAGGUAGAAAAUAAUUGCAGUUAUACACUUCAAAUAUAAAAGACACCAAGGUCAUUAGAGGGAGCUAUUCUUACAGCAUUCAGAUUAGGUUGAAUCUAAAGAAAUGCUGGUCUGCUCCACAAAAAGGCUGCUUCAUCUGUGGAAAGCAGAUUGGCAAACUCUGUGUUUAAUAAUGUUGCAUUUUUAAAUAUUGGUUAUUUCUUUAUUUAUAUUUAAAUCUGCUGACUUUACAGGAAAUAGCUGUAAAUUGCACUGUUUUUUUCCCAUAUGAUUUUUGUAGCUUUCUGUGUGCUACUGCCUUCUUUAAUAUAAAUCAGCAAGGCAGAACUGUACAGGAUUAUAUGGAAUACUGCAGUUAGCAGUGUUGAAAGGGCAUAGCGAGGGCGUUGUGCCACAAAAUUAUUUUUAUAUAUUCUAACAUGUAAAAACAUACAAAGAACUUUUGAUGCAGCAUAACCUUUAGCAACCAAUUAAUCAGAUGAGUUUUUCCCACACAUUUGGUAAAUAAAAUGUAACAUCUGU
Messenger RNA from Rana temporaria (common frog), 5259 nucleotides. RefSeq names its product LON peptidase N-terminal domain and RING finger protein 1-like. Bases 333 to 2135 code for a protein of 600 amino acids. Lineage: Eukaryota; Metazoa; Chordata; Amphibia; Anura; Ranidae. The record is from RefSeq and is a predicted model, not a curated record. Gene Ontology annotation, molecular function: metal ion binding; protein binding. The transcript is spliced from 11 exons.